Messenger RNA from Venustampulla echinocandica, 1773 nucleotides. RefSeq names its product Flavin-binding monooxygenase-like protein. The record is from RefSeq and is a predicted model, not a curated record. The coding region runs from base 1 to 1773 and encodes 590 amino acids. NCBI's taxonomy places the organism in Eukaryota, Fungi, Ascomycota, Leotiomycetes, Helotiales, Pleuroascaceae. Gene Ontology annotation, molecular function: N,N-dimethylaniline monooxygenase activity; NADP binding; flavin adenine dinucleotide binding. The transcript is spliced from 7 exons.
AUGGCACCGGAAGCAUUGCAGAUGCCCUUUUCUAUGUCCGAGAUUGCUAAUGAGCAAGAUGGGUACCGUAUCCCGGAUAUCACAUUCCGUGAUCCAAAGAACCGGAAACUUAGGGUAUUGACCAUCGGCGCUGGAGUAUCGGGUAUUAUGAUGGCAUAUAACAUUCAGAAACAGUGUGAGAAUGUCGAACAUAAGGUAUAUGAAAAGAAUGAAGAUAUUGGUGGCACUUGGCUUGAAAAUAGAUAUCCUGGAGCAGCUUGCGAUGUCCCGUCGCACUGCUACACCUUCAAUUUCGCCUUGAAUCCUGAUUGGCCAAAGUAUGCUAGUGGUUCCGAGGAUAUCUGGAAGUACCUGGAUAAAGUAUGCGAAGUCUUCGACCUACGAAAGUAUAUGACCUUUAACACCAAGGUAAUCGGCUGUUAUUGGGCUGAAGAAGCCGGCGAAUGGACUGUGAAGCUCCGCCAAACAAUUCCAGGCGGAACCACCCGGGAAUUUGAAGAGAAAUGUGACUUGCUUUUACAUGGAGUUGGACUCCUUAACAGCUAUAAGUUCCCAGACAUCGAGAAUUUAGAAAGAUUUAAAGGAAAGGUUAUCCAUACUGCGCAUUGGCCGAAGGAUUAUCAAAAAGAACAAUGGAAGGACGAGUCUAUCGCCAUAAUUGGCUCUGGCGCAUCUGCCAUCCAAACUUUACCAAACAUGCAGCCAUAUGUCAAGCAUAUUGAUACUUACAUUCGUACUCCUAUCUGGUUUAUUUCCCUUGCGGAUAAUAAUGGGGAUGUUAAGGAGUAUACCGAGGAACAGCGCCAUGAAUUCAAGACCGACGUGAAGGCUCUAGUGAAGCAUGCAAAGUAUACAGAAGAGCAAAUAAAUGGGUUAUGGGAUCUCUUUUUCACCGAAAGCGAGACUCAAAAAGGGGCGCAAAUGACGUUCGGAAGUAGGAUGGCGGAAUUCAUCAAAGACAAGCGACUUCUUGAGGGUCUCACGCCUAAAUUCGGUAUUGGCUGUCGAAGAGUCACCCCGGGCGACCCGUACAUGAGAGCGAUCCAGAAGCCCAAUGUUGAUGUCCAUUUUGCUGCUGUGGAUAAAGUCACCGAGGGUACUGUUAUUGAUACCAAUGGCAACGAGAAAAAGGUCGACACCAUAAUCUGUGCAACCGGUUUUGAUGUAUCCUACAAACCUCACUUCCCCAUCGUCGGCCAGAACGGAGUUGAUCUGGCUGAAAAAUGGAGCGUGUGUCCGGAGGGAUAUCUUGGACUGGCCAUUCCUGACAUUCCCAAUUUCAUAACAUUCAUUGGCCCGACAUGGCCAGUCGAGAAUGGAUCGGUAAUGGGUCCCUUACAAUACGUUGCACAAUAUGCUAUUAAGGUCAUCAAGAAGAUGCAAAAUGAAUUCAUCAAGUCGAUAGCACCAAAGCAAGGCAUAACGGACCUGUUCAACGCCCACACGCAGGAAUUCAUGAAGUUGACUGUCUGGUCCACCGAUUGUCGCGCAUGGUACAAAAACAAUGAGACCGGCCGCGUCAAUGCAGUCUUUCCCGGCAGUUCGCUACAUUACUGCCAACUUAUCGAGGAGCCUAGGUACGAAGAUUACAACAUCACAUACCAAAACAGGCACAAUCCCUGGGCAUAUCUCGGACUUGGAUUCACAAAAGCAAACCGUACAAUGGGGAAGGAAGCUGAUCUCAGCCCUUACUUGAGUGAGGAAGCUAUCGAUCCUAAAUGGAUGGCAGAGGUGAUAAAGAAAGGUGUUCCAGUCGCUGACCGGGAGACGUGA